Culicoides brevitarsis is the source of this 2972-nucleotide messenger RNA. Its product is annotated as transmembrane channel-like protein 7. Gene Ontology annotation, cellular component: plasma membrane. NCBI's taxonomy places the organism in Eukaryota, Metazoa, Arthropoda, Insecta, Diptera, Ceratopogonidae. The coding region runs from base 113 to 2719 and encodes 868 amino acids. Gene Ontology annotation, molecular function: mechanosensitive monoatomic ion channel activity. The record is from RefSeq and is a predicted model, not a curated record. The transcript has 8 exons.
AUAGCUUAAGAAAAUUAGACAUUUUCUAGUUUAUUUUAGUCUUUUUACCCCUCAAAAAAUGUCUCUCUGACUACCUGAAUCCCUUCCGCUACUGAGUCUCCAUCCGCCAGCCAUGGAGAAUGACGAAAAAAGCGCUAACCAAGCAAAAACAGAACCAUCUCCGGAAAAAUCUGCUUUUCAGUCGGGCGAUUCGUUCAUCAUCAACCCUUUGGAUGACCAUGAAAUCGGCUAUUUAGACUCUGAAGGUGAGGAAAUGAUGAACCGACAAUCGUCAACAGCAAAUACAGCGGAAGACUUGUCAACCAUGUCUGCGGGAAAUAGCGCCCAACGUCGAUGGUCCUUGAACUUUAGUCGAAAUAAAAAGUUUUUGUAUCAAAAGACUGUCAGUUUUAAGCCAGCAAGGAGAUUGAGACGUUCCUUUGACAAUCCGCUGGGUAGUCAGAAGUACGAAAACAUCGAAACAAUCACGGAAGACUUCGAACAACACGAAGAACUAAUGGAAGACUCGCAACUCGCCGAGCAAUUACGUGUUCAGACAAUUCGUUCCUUGCCGCAAACGUUAUCCGUGAAACGCGAAAUUCGCGCAAAUCUCUCAAAGACCAUCGGGCGUCGUAGUAGCGCCAAUAACUCGGGAGAUUUUUGGAAACAUUGCAAAAAUUACGGAAAACUUUUGUCGAAACAGCUUCAACGACGAAUCGAGCAUACCGGAAAUCGUUUCGAAUUGUGGUACGACUCCUUAAAAACUGUCGAAGGGCAUUUUGGAAGCAGUGUCGGAGCAUAUUUCCGAUUUUUGCGCUUUUUGUACAUCACAAACGUAAUUUUGGCGGUUUCGAUGAUCGCUUUUGUUGCUUUUCCCCAAUGGUUGUUCAACAAUACGGAGAAUCCGAUGAUUUGGCGCCCCAAAAAUGUCACGAAAAACGAAAGUCAGAUCUUGUUGACGCCGGAAUUGAAUAAUUGGGCAAAAUAUGAAGUCGUCAUUCCAGAAAAUUUGACUGUAGAGACGUUAGAAAGUAAAGUAGAUGAGAAAAAAUUGACAAAAAUUCAUGAACCGAUUUAUUUUUCGGAUAUUUUUACCGCUUUGCACGGUUUGAAGUCAUCAAUAAUGUUUUACGGAUCUUAUACCAACGAAACGUUCGCUUUGAAGGUUUCCAACUACUACAGCAUGCCUCAUGCCUACCUGAUUACCACAAGUGUCUUAUAUACUCUUGUUUUUACGAUUGUUUCGAUCAAUGUAGCGCGCUCCUAUCGUCGUAGUUUCAUCGAAUCAUCGGGCGCCAUCCAUAAACUCUUUUCACAUCGGAUUUUAUGUGCAUGGGAUUUUAAUUUGUGCUUCAUACGCGGCGCAAAAAUGAAGAGAGAUGCAAUUGUGCAGGACUUUCGCGAUUUGUUGGCGGAAGUAAAUGCAAAAGCGGAAGCUCCUGAGACGAAUUUGCGACGUUUUUAUGGAUUAUUGGCACAAUUGAUGGCUCACGUGUUAGUUGUGUUGCUAAUGAGCGGCGUGGCGAUCGGGGUUUGGAUGCUUCUGUUGAGUCGAAAUGCCGGAAGAAUUGACGAUAGGCUUUUUUCGGUAUUUUAUUUGCCGAUUGCGGUUAAUAUUAUUGUCAGUUUCUUUCAAAAUGUCUUCGGAUGGAUUGCGAGCAUGGAAGAAUAUCACUCACCCGGAACAGUACUCCAUAUCCAUCUCUUGAGGAAUUUUUUGCUUUUGGCAUCAAUUGUUGGUCCCCUAACCCUAUAUUGGAUCGAAGAAAGUCGCAAUAUCCAUUGUUGGGAAACUGCCUUCGGACAAGAUAUUUACCGCAUCAUUGUCGUCGAUUUGCUCUUCAGUUGUUUGGGUGUUCCGUUCUACUAUGCGCUCCGUUACGUGCUUCACAGACAAUUUCCACACAAUUUUUCGUUGCCGCCAUUCAACAUAUCGCAUGCUUGCCUUAAAUUAGUAUUUAGCCAAACACUUACGUGGCUCGGGGUUUUGUAUUCGCCGCUGCUUCCGCUCGUGCUUGUCAUCAAAAUGGCGAUUAUUUUCUACAUCAAGAAAUAUACUUUGAUCAAGUUUUGUAAGCCGCCUCAGAAGCUAUGGCGCUCAAGCCAGACACGAACUCUCUUCAUGGUUUUGACUUUUUUGUCACUUUUUAGUGCGAUUGUCAUCAAUUGUUACAUCGUUACUCAAGUUUCUGUGAGUAAAAAUUGCGGACCGUUUCGCGGAAGUGAAGAAAUGGUCGAAGUUCUUAUCAAAGAUAUUGAUGUAUUGAAAGAUGACAAUAUGUUUUGGAGCAUCAUCGCAUCUCUCACGAAACCCGCUGUCGUUGCCGGAAUUCUUCUCACAAUGACCGUCAUUGUUUAUUAUUUGCGCGCCAAGUCACGAGCCCACACAGAAAUGGUCAAACUUCUAAAGGAAAUGUUGUAUUUAGAGGCUCGCGAUAAGGCUUUUCUCAUUUCCAGCAUCAAACAAUUGACGAAUAACAGCGGAUUUUUGCUCGAAGAUGCGGAUUUUGUGUUGCGGGGCAAACCUUAUAUGCGUCAUUCGCGUAAUAAUAGUUGCACAACGUGGGUUUUCACAACUUCGCCGAGUCACAGUAGGAAUCCAAGCGGCAAUAAUCCACAUAUCACAACAACUACAGUUGUCAAUCACAAAGUAAAUAGCAAUCACGCCAGCAAUGGCAACAACAACAACAACAAUAAUAAUCAAAUUAUACAGGAAAUAUCUGAUCCGAAAAAUGUGUGAUACGUGUAGCCAAAUUGUACCAAAGACCAAAAAAAAAAAUUUUUCCUGAUAUUAUUUUAAAAUUUUUUUUCGCGUGAACUUUGACCAAGUAACUUCUCUCAGCAGCCACGAGAAUUUUUAAAAAGGAGUAUUAUUUGUGUGUCAAUUAGAUAAAAUUUACAUGUUAGGAGUGAAAUUGCAAUAUUUUUAGAUGAUAAGAAGAAAAUCGAAUCGUUUUGUGAAUUUUGUUGUACCUACAAAGAGAGCAAUAAAA